ACACUGGACCCCAUGGUAAUAGGUAACCGUCCCGUUCAGACACUGGACCCCAUGGUAAUGGGUAACCGUCCCGUUCAGACACUGGACCCCAUGGUAAUAGGUAACCGUCCUGUUCAGACACUGGACCCCAUGGUAAUAGGUAACCGUCCCGUUCAGACACUGGGCCCCAUGGUAAUGGGUAACCAUCCCGUUCAGGCACUGGACCCCAUGGUAAUGGGUAACCGUCCCGUUCAGACACUGGAUUCCAUGUUACUGGGCAAAAGUCCCGUUCAGACACUGGAUUCCAUGUUCCUGGGCAAACGCCCCGUUCUGACACUGGAUUCCAUGUUACUGGACAAACGUCCCGUUCAGACACUGGAUUCCAUUUUACUGGGCAAAGGUCCCGUUCAGACACUGGAUCCCAUGUUACUGGGCAAACGUCCCGUUCAGACACUGGAUUCCAUGUUCCUGGGCAAACGCCCCGUUCUGACACUAGAUUCCAUGUUACUGGGCAAACGUCCCGUUCAGACACUGGAUUCCAUGUUCCUGGGCAAACGCCCCGUUCUGACACUAGAUUCCAUGUUACUGGGCAAACGUCCCGUUCAGACACUGGAUUCCAUGUUCCUGGGCAAACGUCCCGUUUAG
Messenger RNA from Candidula unifasciata, 624 nucleotides. NCBI's taxonomy places the organism in Eukaryota, Metazoa, Mollusca, Gastropoda, Stylommatophora, Geomitridae. The record is from the annotation of a GenBank genome assembly.